Molecule: messenger RNA, 569 nt
Organism: Ambispora leptoticha
Lineage: Eukaryota; Fungi; Glomeromycota; Glomeromycetes; Archaeosporales; Ambisporaceae
Source: the annotation of a GenBank genome assembly
CCAAGAGAGACAAGUGUACCAAUAGAAAAUGCAGAGAUAGGACCUAGUACAGAACAAAAUAAAAUUAUCUUGAUUUAUAAAAAUAUAUCAAAUGAUAUUGAGUUUUAUACAGAUAAUAGUAAAAUAAUUAUAGAAGCAUAUAAAAGAAUUAAUGAAGAAUCAGAAGCUAUAGCGGAAAAAACAAAUAGGCAGGUUGAUAUAAGUAAAAAAAUAGAUGAAAAAGAAAAUGCAUGGUUAAAUUUAGCAUCAACUGGUGCUUUGGUAUUUGCAGAAAAAUAUGAAGGAGAAGCUAAUCAAUAUGAUAAAUUCAAUGGGAUUUAUAAAGCAACAAUAGAAGGAAAUCCUCUAAAGAAAAGCCUUCAAUGCACGAGAUAUUUGCGAUAUAAUCCACAUGGAAUUUAUACGCAUUAUGAUUUAGAAUAUACUAAGAAGAAUGAUCUAAAAGUAUAUUUAAUGAAUGAAUCACCAAAUGCACUUAUAUAUGAAAAAAAAUUACUGGAAGUGAUAUGUUUGGAAAAUGGGGUAAUAUAUUAUACAACAUUAAGAAAGAAGGUGAAACCGCUGGAAAA